Insectozyma verbasci is the source of this 1008-nucleotide messenger RNA. NCBI's taxonomy places the organism in Eukaryota, Fungi, Ascomycota, Pichiomycetes, Serinales, Debaryomycetaceae. The record is from the annotation of a GenBank genome assembly.
AUGAGUUAUAGAUCAUCUUCAACUACCUCUGCAUUAGCAUCAUCUCAAAAAGUUCAUCUGGAAAGACAUAAACAAAUUUUAAAACAAUUAUUAAAAGAAGAUGCAAAUAAAUUAUGUUGUGAUUGUAAAUUAAGUAAAAAUCCAAGAUGGGCUUCUUGGAGUUUAGGUUGUUUUAUAUGUAUUAGAUGCUCUGGAAUUCAUAGAUCUAUGGGAACUCAUAUUUCAAAAGUCAAAUCGGUUGAUUUAGAUGCUUGGACAGAUGAUCAAAUUGAAAAUAUGAUUAAAUGGGGUAAUGAAAAUUGUAAUUUAUAUUGGGAAGAUAAAUUACCUGAUGGUUAUAUACCUGAUCAAGGUAAAAUUGAAAAUUUUAUUAGAACAAAAUAUGAUUUAAAAAAAUGGACAAGUUCAAAAACGGUACCUGAUCCAUUAACAUUAAAAAAGAAAGCUACUAGUACAACUACAACAACCACCAAACCAACUAAGAAGUCAAACUUAUUAGAUGAUGAUUUUGGAUCUUUUACAUCAACUAAGGAAACACCACCACCACCACCAAGUAAAAGAACACAUUCAUUUCCAUCUACUCCACAACCUCAGUCACAACAAAUUCCAAUACAACAACCCCCAAUUAAUCAAAUUCAAUCUGCUCAAUCUACAGGUGGAAGUAUUAAUAGUAAUAAUAGACCAGAUUUAAAAAAAUCAAUUCUUUCAUUAUAUGCAUCACCAUCUUCAUCAAAUAGUUUUAUACAACAACAACAACAGCAACAACAGCAACAACGGCAACAAUCAAAUCAACAAGUAAACCAUUUGUCAGGAUCAUUGGCUGGUUUGAACUUUAAUUCAUCACCCAGUUUAUCAAAUACAAACCCAAGUUCAUCAAAUUCAUUAAAUAGAUCGAAUAAUUCAUGGAAUAAUGAAUGGACUGGAUCUCAGCAGUCAUUAAAAUCAUCAACUAAUAAUAUUAAUGUAAAUGGAAUAGAUGAUGAUUUAUUCAAAAAUGUAUGGAACUAA